This is a messenger RNA of Danio rerio (zebrafish), 3512 nucleotides long. The record is from RefSeq and is a predicted model, not a curated record. NCBI's taxonomy places the organism in Eukaryota, Metazoa, Chordata, Actinopteri, Cypriniformes, Danionidae.
CUACGAUAUAAGUUCUAGUCUAUUCCAAAACUAUUAGAAUUAAACCAAUUUUGUCAAAAUAAAUUUUUUUAAAUACCUUUUAAAAAUAGUCUCAUUAAAGAAGUGUAAACCUGCAUUAACAACAUUUUUGAGCACAUUAAAACGCAAACAAACCAAACUAACCCCAAAACAGCGCUGUGUAAAACUGCAGUUCGGAUGUUGACAGAGCGGAGAGGAUAGGCGGGCGGGCGCUGCAGUUUGAGGAAGUUUGAGAUGCUUGAGUCAGUUUGUUAGCGCUCGUCAUUAUCUGCCAGUCAAAAUAGCCGCUGUGCUUCACAUCACAAUCGGACUAACGGAAAAAUUCACUCGGGACAGAUCAGGACAAACGCGGCACAAUGGGAGCAUCCUCAUCCAGUCUGUUGGACGAGAGCAAAAUAAACUACAUACGAGGUCGAACAGAGGCUGAGCUGAAGAACUUCAGUCCUCAUUACAGAAGACAAAGCUGUGUCGCCUUCUUUUGCCAUCUAAAGGAUGAGGUGGAGCAGCACAGAGCAGCACAGUCCCAGCUUCUUAAACAAAAGGUACCUCCGGAGGCCUCAGAGGUCCUGUACAAGGACAGCAUGCUUUACUUUGAUGACAACAGAAAGUGGAGAGAGAGAUUGGUUGUUGUCCGUGCUGACUACAGUCUGGAGCUUCACGAUAGUCAGGAGUCUUAUACAAAGGGAACCCCAGCACGCCACAAACUCUUGCCAACAGGGGGCGCUGUGUUGACGUCAGAGGAAAAAUACACUGCUGUUGUGGACAAGGACUUUCCUGAUCCUAAUGGUUGUAAAGAAGAGGCAUCAGUAGCUAUGGUGGUCGUUCCUGGUCCACUUCCAGUCUACCUAAGGCUGCCGUAUAGACGAGACUCAUACUUCUGUUUCCACCAGGAGGAGAAGCGUGCACGAUUCGUCUCAAUCCUCAAUGACUGUAUUCGCCACCACAACCAAGAUUUUGUGAAGAGUACGGCACAUGAGGUGCAGGCUUUCCUGAAGGCCAUUCACUUCUACAGGCAGGAGAAGGGCCACUAUGAAUCAUGGGAUAUGCUGGUGGGCACUGACACCCAGGUGCUGGCCAAUCUGGUGCUGGAGGAUCUUCUGCCGUCCCUGCAGACGGAGCUCUUGCCCAAGCUGAAGGGGAAGAAGCCGGAGAGGAAGAGGGUUUGGUUUGCGACGGUGGAGGCGACCUAUGAGCUCGUGCAUGAACAACUCAGAGAAGGAUUAGAGAGCUUGAAAACAGAGUGCAUAAAUGCCAGCAAACAGCAGGAGGCGCUCAUCCGUUCAGACAUGGACCAAAUCAUCAACUCACAAACGUUUGUGGAAACAAAACUGCAAGCUUUAGUCUCAGAUCCUGCCAUGAAGUACUGCUCAGAGAGCGUGUCCCCGUACCUGACCUCCAUCCUGGAGGAGCUGAUGGGUCCUGUGAGCGCAGGCUUCCAGGCUGUCAGGCAGCUGCUGGAGGAUGAGCUCACUCGUAUCUGCAAGGACUUCCCUCAGGGGGGCGUCACGGAGGAGCUUCAGACGGCUCUGCAGCAGGUGGGUCGUGACCGGAUGGAGGACUGUUACCAGCAUGUGAACGUCCUGAAGGAGCAGCUCCAGGAACUGCGCAACCGCUUCAAGUUCUCCAACUCGUCUCGAGUGGUUCACUGCACACAGGGUCAGAUGCAGCAGUUGAUGGAGAAUGCUGUGUACACGUUUGAGCUGCUGCUCCAGUCUGCUUUAAAGGAUAAACCUGACAAACAGGCAUCGGUUAUGGAGAAAGCCAAGCUCCGCGUCCUGAAGCAAUUUGACUAUGACAGCAGCACAGUGAGGAAGAAGAUUUUCCAGGAGGCUCUUGUUGACAUCACUCUGCCAGCCAUCAAGAGGAGUCUGGCCCCUGCCUGCAAAACUGAGCUGCAGAAUUUCGAACAGUUUGUCUUUGCUGAUUACACAAACUUUGUUCAAGUGGAGAACAUCUAUGAGAACAUACUGCUCAACCUCUUAAACAAUGAAGUUAACAAAGUGGUAAAGGAAGCAGCCAGUCUGAAGAAGAACAACCUGUUUGCUGACAGCACUGACCUGCAGUGUGUAAGUCAAAGCAGUCUGGCGGACAGCCGGACGCCGCCGCUCUCUGCUCCAUCAAGCCCACCACCAGUGCAGGCCUCGGUGACCCCCUCUCGACAGCCAGAGCUUAUGAUCCACCAAAUCUCCCAGCAGACCACAGUCAUUCCAGUGCUGAAGAUCACACCUGAAACACCUCAAGCAGAUCUCCCGCCAACAUUACUCAACAGUUCAUCAUCUCUCAUUCCAGAAGUUUCCUCAAGCGAACCUGCAAAUGUCUCACCAGCUGAGGAGUCGUCAUCUUCUCAACCCGAGUCGACUUCAUCUAAAGUAAAGGAUGAAGAUGGAUCUGUUAGCUCAGACCGAGCGGUUUAUCUUAAUUCUACAAACACAGAAAGUCCUGUUCCUUUCGUUGAUGCAUCUGAAAAUGGAAAUGUAGAGGAAGAGGCAAGUUCUUCACAGUCUGAAACCAAAUGUGUCCAACCUGAUGGACCCGUUGAAGAAACUGUGGAGAAGAUUGUGAGUGUUGAAGCAGCGCCUUCUAGCGAGGAGGACGGAAAUGACACACAAGUCAGUCCUGUUUCUCCCCUUGACUGUGAUGUUCCAGUAGGCGGCGCUGUUGCUUUAGCAGCAGAUGUGGUGGAGAAGUGCAGCGUUUCAGCAGAUCCAGAAGAGGAAAGCGCUGACGGUGUGCAGAGCAUCAGAGAUCUUAUCAUGGAGGUCAUCGAGGUGGAGGAGACGGUGAGACCCUGUGCCGAAAACCUGCCUUAACCAUGCUUGGAUGAGAAGAUUCUAGAAAACCAUCCAGCUCUGCUAACUAAUGCAACUACAGUGUUAUUUUUUACAUUUCAUUAUCAUUGACAUUUUAUAUACUUUGACCUGCAUAGCAAACAAGUGCCUGUGUAAACAGAAUUCACUCUCUUUUUUAAUAUUAUCUUGCAUCAUAUUAACAACAAUUAACAAUAAUAGAAAUAAAUUAAAGCUAUAUAUAUAUAUGGGUCAAAGAUGGGACAUUUCAAUCCGGUGUCUCCAUCAAAUUAAAUCGACAAAUGUACAUAGAAAGAAUGUUAAAUUCAUGUAUUUAAUGCUUUAAAAAAAGACUGAAAUAAUCAACAUUCAUCGUAACGGAUACAUGAAUGGAAAAAUUAGUCAACACUUAUUCUGACCUGUACUUUUAAAAAUGUAUAAAAGAUAAUACUAAAUUGUAUUAUAAUUAAAAUGACUACGACUGACAAGGGGUAAAUCAUAGUAGUUUGAUAGAUAAUGCAAUGUUUGAAUGAAUAAAAUAAAAAAAAGUACUUUAGUGUUAUACUUUGAUCAUUAAUUUGUUAAUGUUAAUCUCAAUAUACAGUGAAUGAUAUUUUAGUCAAUGUCCUUGUAAAUCUUGGCAAAAUUAUAAAUUUUUCGCUCGCAAACACUUUUUUCUUUUGUUUGGCUCCAAUAAAAAAAAAGGAA